Messenger RNA from Stomoxys calcitrans (stable fly), 1608 nucleotides. RefSeq names its product copper homeostasis protein cutC homolog. Gene Ontology annotation, molecular function: copper ion binding. The record is from RefSeq and is a predicted model, not a curated record. Bases 791 to 1585 code for a protein of 264 amino acids. The transcript has a single exon. NCBI's taxonomy places the organism in Eukaryota, Metazoa, Arthropoda, Insecta, Diptera, Muscidae.
UCAAUGGCAAAAUGUAUAUCGAUAACUACCAAUAAUCGAUAAAUACCGAUAGUUAAAUGUGAUCUGAGAGAUGGGAAGAACCAUGGUAGAGUAAAUAUUUUAAUCCAGUUAAGAAUUUUGCAAUUUGGCUUGUUUGAUUAAAUCAGCUUGAAGUUUCAAUCGAAAUAAUCUGAAUAAAUAUUUUUACAUAAUCUAGAGCCAGAAGUUCGCCUAUGACGCAGAACAACAGAGUUCAAAUCCCGGCGUGAACAUCAGAAAAAUUUUCAGCGGUUGUUGUCAUCUUACUAAUGCUGCCUACAUUUGUGAGGUAUCCUGCCAUGUUAAAACUUCUCUACCAAGUGGUAUCGCUAUGCGGCACGACGUUCGGACUCGGCAUAAAAAAGGAGACCCCUUAUCACUCAUUGAUAUGAGAGAAGUAUACCUUAAUGGAAUGUUAAUGGGAAAUUUAGUAGUAAUUUAAUUUAUUCUGCCAUGGGGAGACAUCUGUUUAAUUGAACCUCAACUAUAGCUGAAAUAGCUACAUUUUAAUUCUAUUGUAAAUGUGUGCUAUAUACAUGAGUUAACAAAAUGUCUAAGGACGAAUUGUCAAAUAAAAACAUUGCGCGGCAUCCCCAAAGGCACCACAUAUAUCGCGCAAUAAAUCGAUAACAGUGAUUAGCAAAACAAACAACAACACUACACAGACAAGAACAUAUUUGAUGUUCGUAUUCCUUGACGCCGGUUUUUAUAUACAAAACAAAGAACAAAUUCCUAUAAUUAAGUAAACAAAAACCAAAAUACACAAAAAAUUAUGAGUGCCCACCAUAAUAUUAAACUGGAAGUUUGUGUGGAUUCAAUUGCCUCAGCGAUAGCUGCCAUGGAAGGUGGGGCAGCAAGGAUUGAACUGUGCUCUGCUCUCAAUGAAGGAGGCCUGACGCCUUCAGUGGGUAUACUGAAAAUAUUAAAAAGUCUCCCUCUUAAUAUACCCAUUUAUUGUAUGUUAAGACCCCGCCGAGGCAAUGAUUUCAUAUACACUGACUUGGAAAUGAAAGCUCUAUUGCAUGAUAUGGAACUUUUACAAGAAAAUGGAGCAGAUGGAUUUGUUUUUGGCUCAUUGACCCCGUCACGAGAGAUUAAUGUGGAACAGUGCCAGCAGGUAUUGGAGAAAGCAAAAAGCCUACCAAUGACCUUUCAUCGAGCUUUCGAUUUAACAGAUCCAUUGAAAAUGUAUGAAAAUGCAAAAAUUUUAAUUGAAUUAGGAUUUCAACGCAUACUGUGUAGCGGUUUUCGACAAACAGCAACAGAGGGCAUAGACUCGCUGGCCCAGCUCAUAGCUAAGCAUCACCGUGAGAUUAUUAUAAUGCCGGGGGCUGGCAUAAAUGUUACAAAUCUUGAGGAGAUAUUAACUGCCACUAAAUGCUGUGAAUUUCAUGGCUCCGCCAAAUCUCCCCCCACUUCUGAAAUGCCUGAUUCCACAGAGAGUAAUUCCACAAAAAUGGAGUGCGAUGUUAGUAUGGGCAAACAGGAUAUAUUACCCUAUGACAUUUGUGAUGUAAAUGUUGUACGAAAAAUGGUGGCUAUAGCAAGUGCUAUGGCAGAAAAAUAAAAACAAAUUGCCAAAAGUUUAAA